This is a messenger RNA of Penicillium paradoxum, 675 nucleotides long. Its product is annotated as Intradiol ring-cleavage dioxygenase core. Bases 1 to 675 code for a protein of 224 amino acids. Lineage: Eukaryota; Fungi; Ascomycota; Eurotiomycetes; Eurotiales; Aspergillaceae. The transcript is spliced from 5 exons. The record is from RefSeq and is a predicted model, not a curated record.
AUGGUUCAGCUCUUUAAGCGUCUCACCAUCACAGCCGCGUUCUUGGCAGCUCCUGCAAUCGCUUCUCCGGGAGAAAAGCAUGAUCCCCAUGUCCUGAAGUCGUUCUCUCGGUGGUUGCAAAAGCACUUGCAUGCCCGUGAGCUGAAAAACGCAACAUCGCUCGUCGCUCUCACACUGUCCAAACGCUUCAUCGGCCUCGCGGCAUCUCGCACAGCUCCCCAAAAAUGGCGCCCCGACCUUGCUGCCCUCGAAAGGGGGGGGGACUUCGUGGGACAGAACUUCAAGGAGGAGCUCUACUCGGAUGGUCCAGAUGGCCUUUUCGAGGUGCUGUACAUUCAUAUCAACACCUGCAAGCCCGUGUCCGAUUGCUAUAUUGGAGAUCUGGCAGGCCAGUGCCACCGGCGUGUACAGAGCAUCACCUCCAACACCGAGGAAUAUCUCUCCCUCGGUGAUGGGUUAGAUGAUGGAUUCUUUGCUUCGAUUCAGAUUGGAAUCAACGCGCCUGCUGCUUACACGGGUGCCACGUACCACGAUGCGGAUGAUGGCCAACAAGACUCGGAUAGUUUGUUUGGCAGUGGUGCUGGUCUCAGUCCCGCGCCCAGUGGUUCCGGUAUUCCCUCUAGUGGCACUAGAGCCUUUGGCCCUUCGCCUACUGCCUCUGCCCGAAAAGAUUGA